Messenger RNA from Bactrocera oleae (olive fruit fly), 6106 nucleotides. RefSeq names its product fibulin-1. NCBI's taxonomy places the organism in Eukaryota, Metazoa, Arthropoda, Insecta, Diptera, Tephritidae. Gene Ontology annotation, molecular function: calcium ion binding. The record is from RefSeq and is a predicted model, not a curated record.
GUACAUAAGUUCUAAGUGCAUGUGAAUGAAUGAUUAAGAUUCGUUCGUUUUUAUUUAUUAUGUUGAACACUGAACUAUAACAAAUUACAGCCCAAACUUAACCAAGUAAACAGCCCAUGAAUAAGCCAUUUAUGUAAGGUAUAUUGUAGUAAUGCAACCCAAGGAAUAUAUCAAAAAUGUUGUAGACAACAACAAUAAAAUACAAAGUCAAAUGACCAAUAAGGAAUAUUAUUAUUUUAACAAAAUCCACAAUAAGACAAGCAUGCCACAUUCAGUCAGUUAGUUAACCAAACCGUCAACGAUCGUAAGAAGUGAAUGUGCCCAGCUGUAUUGGUGUGGUGUGUAUUACACAGAUUAAUUAUGUAGUUCAUCAGUCACUCGAGAAUAUUUCUGAAAGAUUGUACUUUAAAAAGAACAUUCCGCGUUGCAUAAUACGAAAUAACAAAGUUUAUUUCUAGUUUAAAUAUUGUUGAAAACCCGUAUUUAUUUCAUAACUGAGUACACAUUUUUCAAAAUCGAAAUUGUGUGAAGGAAAAUAUCAGAAGAACUUAAAUCAUCGAUUGUGAUACAAAACUAAACAGCGCCGUAAAAUGAUCACAAGAUUAAUAUCAAGUAUAAUCAAAUGUCUAUAUUUUAAAGUUAGUAUACGAAGUCGACUACAAAGAUAUUAUAUUGUUCUGUUUAUGUUAUCGGCGUCGCUGGAUUCGACGUCUUCUAAUGAUGACAUCGCCAGUCAUAUUAGAAAAUGCUGCUUAAAUGGUAUUCAGUAUGCUGCUAAUGAAAAAAACUGCGAACAAUACGAUUACGAAGUGAGCGCGAUACCCCCCCUAUGGCGUGGGCUUUGUCAUUCGACGUAUGGUGUUUGUUGUUCAAAGAAAUUGGAAGAGCAGUAUUGUGUUGCGGGACGCUUAGCUGCCUUGCGGGGUACUCGUUGCGAUGAUGAAUACAAUACUAACGCAUAUGCAAAUUGCUGUCGCGCUUGUCAGGUGGGCUUAGCUGUAAAGGCUAGUAGUAACGAUUGCAACAAUGCGCUUUUUUCAUAUUUUGCGAAAAUCGAUACAUAUCACAUUUGCUGUGAUGGCAGUAAAACUAAUUAUAACUAUCCUGGCGCUAUAAUAAUUGAUGACAACAACGGUGAUUAUGUGAGUAAUGAAGAAAACGAUAAAUUGGAAGCUAAAGCAAAUAAAUUUUUUAACGGCUCGGACGAGAAAGAUCUAAUUGUUGAAGACGAAUUGAUUGGAAAUGCAAGUGAUGGUACAAUUGUGUUGCCAGAAGAUGACGAUGAUAUAUGCGGUAAAGUGAAGAAUCUGUGCGCGCAUAUUUGUGAGAAUACGAAGGAAGCGUAUCGUUGCAAAUGCAAUGCUGGCUAUAAGCUGGAUGAGAAUAACGUGACUUGCUCUCCAAACAAUGUUUCGGAUAAAGUACACAAAAAUGAAGUCAAUGCGGGGAAAGACAUAGAGGAUGUUCACGAAGGUGAUGUUGGAAAUGUAGAAAGUCAGGCAAAAAAAGGCGUAAUUGAUGAUAACCAGUCAGAAGACAUUAACAAAGUGGAAUCAAUAAGUUGCGGUACUGGUUAUGAAUUUAACUACAUCAAAAGAAAAUGCCUGGAUGUUGAUGAAUGCGCUAAUAAAUUACACAAUUGUAAAAUCAGUCAGUAUUGCCAUAACACUAUGGGCGGUUUCCAUUGUUUGAGCGUCAAUUCCAGGAAGUGCGACCCACAUAAAGAAAAAUGUGAAAAUGCCUGCAGUGCCGGUUUCCAAUACAAAAAUGAAGGCUGCGUCGAUGUCGAUGAAUGUUUAGUAGAUGAAUAUGCAUGUGAUAGCAGUCAGGUGUGCUUCAAUGACAUUGGCGGUUACCGCUGUGAUUGUAAAAUAGGGUUUAAUCUAGAUGCGACCACGAAUGCAUGUGUGGAUAUAAAUGAGUGUUCUAUCAAUAACCAUAACUGCCUACCAACGCAGCGAUGUGACAAUACAUACGGUUCAUAUGUCUGCGUUAGACUUCAAAGCUGUGGUACCGGUUAUACACUAAAUGCCGAAACAGGCAACUGCGAUGACGAUGAUGAGUGCACACUAGGAACUCAUAACUGUCCACUUGAUUAUGAGUGCCAUAACACGAAAGGUUCUUUCCGUUGCUACCGUCGCACACCAACAACUAUAGCAACCACAACGACGAAGGCGACUACUACAACUACCACGUCACCACCAGUCAGUGGUUUAUCUAAUUAUUACUACCAUAAUCGUACCUCAUAUAAUAAUCCAGGUCAAUAUGCUUCUCGGCAAACCCACAGUUAUAACUAUAUGCGGGAGGAUGUACAGCGAUACACUGGCAUUGGUGAAACUGAAAAUAAUCAACUCCCACCAUGUAGUAUAGGCUUUCAUCGGAACAAUUUGGGUGCUUGCACAGAUCUCAAUGAAUGUAUUUUAAUGAGCCCUUGCAGCUCACAUCAACGUUGCAUUAAUACAAAUGGUUCCUAUCGCUGUCAAAACUUGCUACAAUGUACGGCGGGCUAUAAAUCCACUUCAGACGGCACGCAAUGUAUAGAUAUUGACGAAUGCGAAACCGGAGAACAUCAGUGUGCUGAGAAUCAGAUUUGUCGAAACCGCAACGGUGGAUAUAUUUGUUCAUGUCCACCGGGGCAUCAGCUUUUACGAAUGCGCGACGUAAGCCGUUGCAUAGACAUAAAUGAAUGUGACCAGGGGCAUCCACCGGUUUGUCCCUCAAAUGCUCAGUGUCUGAAUACCAUAGGAUCCUAUUAUUGUGAAUGCAAGUCUGGAUUCCAAAAAAGCAAAGAGAACGAACACAUUUGUUUGGAUGUGGAUGAGUGCCAGGAAAUACCGGGCUUAUGUCAACAGAAGUGUGUUAAUUAUUGGGGAGGUUACCGAUGCACUUGUAACCAAGGAUUCGAGUUAAGUGCCGACAAUCGAACAUGCAAUGAUGUAGACGAAUGCGUAGUACAUAAGGCGUACAAACUCUGUAUGGGCUAUUGCAAUAAUGUUCCCGGAUCUUAUGAGUGUUCAUGUCCGCGCGGAUAUGCGCUGGCUCUGGACAAAAAUACUUGUCGCGAUAUUGACGAGUGCGCAACCGAAGAAUUUUGUACGGGACGUAACGAUAUAUGCACGAAUAUACAUGGUAGUUACAAAUGUACCUCCAUACAUUGCCAGUACGGAUAUGUCAAUGAUCCGGAUCAGAAAAACCGUUGCCGCUUGACCAGCAAUCUCUGUGAGGGCGACGAAUGCUUUAGCAAACCAUCUGCUUACACUUACAAUUUUAUUACACUUGUCUCAAAGCUUAUGAUACCUCCAGAAGGUAGGAUCAUAUUUACUCUUCGUGGACCUCUUUGGUAUGAUGAUAUCGACUUUGAUUUAAAAAUCAUAAAAAUUCAGGCGGCAGCUAAUAUUGAAAAAGCGUCGGAUAAUCACUUUGACACCAUCAAGAGCAAACAUGAGGUUCACUUACAGUUGAAACGUUCAAUGGAAGGUCCGCAGGAUAUUGAACUGGAACUAAGUAUGACGGUUUUCACAAAUGGUAUGCCGCGGGGAAAGAGCGUUGCCAAAAUAUUUAUUUUAGUGUCACAGUACACCUUUUAAAAUUGGCACACAAAACAAUGUACUUAUAAAAAACGUAUAUUGCUACUUUUUUGUUUAUGAUUUAAAUUAAUUGUUUCAAAAUUACCUUGGGAAAUUAUUGUUGCAAUAAAUCAUGUUUCUGUCUAAUAUCUUAGUGUAAAACGACUAACCGAAUAGUGUUAACACCAACAUAGUGCUGCUGCGUUAAAUUACAAAAAACACAACUAAUUUCGGGUGCAAAGCCUGCAGGUGUUGGCAAAACUUUAUAUUAAGCAAGUAAGAAAGUUUUAAGUUCGGGUGUAACCGAAAAAUUUGUACUCUUGCAACUCGCGAGAAUCAAAGCCGGCUAAAUACCUUCAGGUGUAGGCAAUAUUGAAAAAUGUAGCGAAAGGGUUCAACUUCAGUGUUCGACGAAAUCGUGAAUGGCUAAAAAUCAAAAUUGGUAUCAUAUUAAAUUUUUUAGAAGGUCAUAGACUUUCUUAGUUUUAUUGCUAUAUAUUCAAAGAUACACUCUUAUUAGAAAAACAUGCUCAGUCAAUUUCAUAUAAAUUUCUAGCACAUUGGUCGAUAUAUGUGGUAUAAAGUCAACUGGAAGUUCGAAAUUUUUUUUUAUUAGAUAAUGGUAUAUUAUUAUCAAAAAAGUAUUUUCUCCGAAUUUCAAUAAUGAAUCUCUUAGAUUGACCGACAUUUCCGCCAAAAUGCCAUACACUCUGGCGUCCACAUAUAUGGCGUCUGGGUUCUUCAAAAGUUAUGGUCCGAUUUCGACAAUCUUAUGUCUCUGAAACAUUUAGUUAUUGAUUUAUCGCACUUUUAGUAGUUUUGAACAAAACCGUUACAUGGGGAGUGAGCGUGGUUAACGUCCAAUUUCAUCUACCGUGUUUUCACACUGUUGGUAGGGGCUCUUAACUUGGUUAUUGCAGCUUUAGUGGUUUAAGAUAUAUGUACAUUAAACCUCUUAAAGAGCUUACAGGUGCCCCUUGCUACUGUAAUCUAUACCAAAUUGCAGUUUUAUAUCUUAACAAUGUGCUUAGUUAUGGCAUUUUAUAGAAUGGCGUUUUAUAGGCGUGGCAGUGGUCCGAUUACGCCCAUCUACGAAGUCGUCCUUACAUUUUUGCCAAGGAACACAAAGUUUCAUUACGAUAUCUAUAUUUUACUCAAGUUAGAGCACGGACAGGCGGACGGACAACACUCACCUGAAUUUCAACUCAUAUCGUCAUCGUAAUCAUUUAUAUAUACAUAACCCUUUAUCUAACUCGAUUAUUUUUAGGUGAUACAAAUAAGAGUCAGGUGAACAAAACUAUUAUACUCUGUAGCAACAUGUUGCAAGAGCAUAAAAAUGUUGUGAAAGAAUUCAACAUUAAUUGUUCGACAAAAUCGUGAGUGGAUUAAAAUCAAAGUUGGUAUCUUAUAAACUUAUAUCAUAGGUCAUAGACUCACUUAGUUUUUUUACUAUAUUUUACUUCGUGUCCAGCUAGAGAAUAGGAAUUUAUUAUAUAAAGCGUAUGAGUUUUGGAGCAAGGUCUUGAUCAAUUCCGUUUAUUCUCAGUGCUAAGAAACAUAAUUUUAAAGAAAACUUUUCAAACUUCAUUUCAAUACAAUAUCACACAUUUUGAACAACCUAAACGGUUUAAAGCCAACAUUUCUAUAAAUAUAUAACUCAAUAUAUACAGUAUAAGGCCAACCAGAAGAAAUCUUUUUUUAAACCUUUUUUUUGAUACAGGCAAAUAUUAUCAGAAAAGGAUUAUUUUCGAAUUUUGAUAAUGUAUCUCACAGAUUGACCGAUAUUUUUAGUAAAAUGUUAGCAAUAGUCACUAUGGUCCAUAUAAUCGGUAUCUAGCGGAUUGAGCAGUUGUAGUUCGGCUUUGACAAUUUUUGAUCGUGAAGCACACCUUUUGAAUCUUAUCCCGGUGUGUACAUUGCCGCAUUUGGAACGAAGAAAUUCAAGAGCUACCAUUUCAUCCAGAAAAAACAGGGACAUUUUCUUUUGGGUCAAAAAGGAGGAUCCAAAUUCCCCUGUUUCAUGUGCAUAUGAGAUAGCCGAGUCAAUACAGAAGACUGGACUUAAAAAGUUUGGCCUUUGAGAAUGAAUUUAGUACCAGGUGGCGUGAAUGUGAUGAAUGCAUCUUUAGUAGCCGGAUACAGAAUUAUAUUAACCCCUCUUAAUAUGAAGUUAGGUCUGAUAAAACAGUUUCUAAAAGCAAAUUGAAACUGGUUUUUAAAUAAAAAUUCUCAACUUAGCCUUGACAAUAAAGUUUUGUUGUAGAACGCGAUAUUAAAGCCGAUCUGGAUGUAUGGUAUUCAACUAUGGGGUACGACGUGUGCAAUUAAUAUUGAUAUAAUACUCUAGUCAAAAAUCCUUAGAGCUAUAACGAGUUCACUAUGGCACAUUCGAAAUAAAAACAUUCUCAAAGAUCUUGCUAUUCCUAUGGUAAAAAAAGAAGUAGAGGACAGCAGAAAGAACUAUGAACUUAAACUCCGUAACCAUCCAAAUCCAUUAGCUAAUGCCUUGCUACAGCCUUGUAAUCAAACCCGCUUAAAAA